Messenger RNA from Dissoconium aciculare CBS 342.82, 3297 nucleotides. RefSeq names its product glutathione degradosome. Bases 310 to 3105 code for a protein of 931 amino acids. Lineage: Eukaryota; Fungi; Ascomycota; Dothideomycetes; Mycosphaerellales; Dissoconiaceae. Gene Ontology annotation, biological process: proteolysis; glutathione catabolic process. The transcript has 2 exons. The record is from RefSeq and is a predicted model, not a curated record. Gene Ontology annotation, molecular function: peptidase activity; protein binding.
AAGGACAUCAAUCAUAAGAUGUUGGUGAUACGGUCAGGACCACUUUUGUUUGACAUCAUGCUCCUUAUGUCGGUGCAGUAGCCAAUCUUGGAAGUGAAGCAAGAAUGGCCCGGGAUGGCGCCAUCAGGUCCCCUUUGGUGGUACAACAUGAAUUAGUGAUCGGAACUUGCAGCGACAGCUUUUACUAUCGCUUCUUUUCAAUAAUGCUUUGGAACAAAUAUCAUUAUGCUGCAGCAAGGACGAAAAGGCACGCCAGACGCGACUAUCCAGCUCAGUCACGAAUCUGGCCUACAGGCACACGACGUCUAGAUGUCCAGAGUAGCAGAUACGGGCUUUAGCAGUUCGGAAACCGAUGAUGCUCUUCUAACACCCAUCAUUACCGUACCAAAUCCACAAGCCUCAACGGCCACGACCAGCACUUUGCCGGCGCUGAGCCAACGUUUGCGGCACACCAGCUCGAUUCUUUCGAUCGCUUUAUCUGACGACUACAUAUACGCUGGGACGCAGGCAGGAGAGAUCCUGGUAUACAGUUUAGCAACAUUCGAAAAGAAGGCAGUCGUCGAAGGUCACAAUGGCAGCGUGCUUGCGCUAUGCCUGUCACAGGACAAAACGCAGCUCUUCUCGAGUGCUGGUGAUCGGGUUGUGAACGUCUGGGACACUCGAACGCUGAGGCAUUUACUAUGUCUCUGUUCGGCUUUCGACGUCGGUGACGUUUUCUGCGUCGCCUAUUCGUCUGCCCUCAAGACGGUAUAUUUGGGCGCUCAGAAUACGACCAUCCAAUGGUUUAACCAAGGGGAACACGAGCAUGUGCUCCCGGACAUCACACUCUCUGCUACACCCCGAGGAGCUGAUCGGUUUUUCGACUCUACUGGCCCAGGUGGCUUUCGAACUCCUAGGCAAUCAGAAGUAUUGACUGUGCCUCGACAUGCUCGUGAUGGACAACGGGUAGAGAUCGACAAGGAGAAUGUGCGACAAUUCGCGCAUUACGGCUACGUCUACUGUAUGCUGCUUGCAAAAGAUGGAGUUCCCGAGAAUGCUGGAAAUGAGACACUCAUAACAGGUGGAGGCGACGGCAUGAUCAAGCUCUGGAAACUCGACGAGGAAGAGAGUGGCGCUAUCGUGGACUUCUACACCCUGGAGGACGGUCGAGAGGAGGGCCAUGCUAUCUUGUCUAUCGCACUAGACGGUACCUUUCUCUACGCAGGAAGAACUGGUGGUGAGGUAGACGUAUGGGAUCUGGAGACGCGACAAUUGAUGAGAAAUAUCAAAGCGCACCGAGACGACGUUCUGACCAUCUGCGUCGGCGGCGGUUACAUGUUCAGCGGAGACAUCUAUGGCAAUGUGCGCAGAUUCGAUCGUCAACAUCAAUUGAAGGACAAACUUCAAGCGCACGAAGGACGGAUCCUGGCAUCGGCCUUUGGCCUACACAAGCAAAGACCUGUGUACAUCACAGGAUCAAGCGACAGCAGUCUGGCGGUAUGGGACGUCAGCGACAGCCUGCGAGGCAGUACAACGAUAUCAAAGACCAGCAAUGAGCAGCUGAUCGACGCACUGAGUCGUUUCGUCUCAUAUCGCACCGUGUCCUCCGAUCCUCGUUUCAAGGUCGAUUGUCGUCGAGGCGCUUCAUAUCUGCGCUCAGUCUUCAAGAAUUUUGGCGCGACGACAGAAAUGCUCACAACAGAGGACUCCUGCAAUCCGAUCAUCCUCGCUCGCUUCCGUGGCAACCCUGCCACAGCAGCUAAGCGCAAGAAGAUUUUAUUCUACGGGCAUUACGAUGUCGUUGCGGCUAACACCGAGUCUGGAAAAUGGAUAGUCGACCCUUUUACGAUGCAAGGUAUCGAUGGGUAUCUGUACGGCAGAGGCACAUCUGACAACAAGGGCCCUAUCAUGGCAGCUAUUUUCGCAUGCGCAGAAUUGACUCGGGAACAAGCUCUAGGCUCAGAUAUUACUUUCUUGAUUGAGGGUGAAGAGGAGUGUGGCUCACGUGGCUUCGAGAAAACCGUUAGGGCCAGUAAGGAUAAGAUUGGCGACAUCGAUUGGAUCUUGCUUGCCAACAGCUAUUGGCUCGACGACCGAACCCCUUGCCUGACGUAUGGUCUUCGGGGCGUCAUCCACGCCACUGUGAUGAUUGAAAGCAGUCAUCCGGAUUUGCACAGUGGUGUGGAUGGCAGUUCUCAGCUCGACGAGCCACUCAAAGACCUUGUGCUGCUGCUCGCCACCCUAACCGGCAAGGGCGGAGAAAUUCGCAUUCCUGGGUUUUACGAUCCCAUUCCAGAAGUCACGCCACAGGAGUCCGAAUUGUACGCAGAAAUUACCAGUGCACUAUUGCAGCGCAAUCCUGAUCUAGGCAACCCAGAAACUGUUGCAGCUUCGUUGAUGCGGCGAUGGCGUGAGGCGUCGCUUACUAUUCAUCGCUUCCAGACUUCAGGCCCGGAUAACAACGCUACUAUCAUUCCACGAAUGGCAAAGGUGUCGCUCUCCAUGCGAGUCGUGCCCAAUCAAGAAGCUUCUACGGUCGGCAAAUCUUUGAUCUCAUUCUUGGAGAAGGAAUUUCACAAGUUGGACUCCAGUAACCGCUUGACCGUCACCAUAGACCACCAAGCGGAGCCUUGGCUGGGUGAUCUGACCAAUCAACUAUUCAAGACCCUGGAAGAAGCCAUCAUGGAGGCUUGGGGGUCCUGGGAUCAUACCCACCGUCGCAAUGGAUCUGUGACUACCUUCAGAGAGUCUCUACCAUCCCCGCCCAACGGGUCCUCUACAACGAAGCCAUCCCCGGCCACAUCCUCAAUGCUUGCUAGCGGCAGUGUACCGUCAGACUUGGAGCCUCUGACCCCCGUGGGGGAAGCCUCUCGACGCCUGGAGGCGCUGGCACCGCCCGACCGCAAGGCUGUCAAGGAGCGUAAGAAGCCCUUGUACAUCCGCGAGGGCGGGUCAAUUCCUGCGAUCAGGUUCCUGGAGAAGGAGUUCGAUGCUCCAGCGGCACAUUUCCCCUGUGGUCAAGCCAGUGACUCUGCUCAUCUUGACAACGAGAGGCUGCGGUUGGUCAAUUUGUACAAGAGCAAGGAUAUUUUGAAGAAGGUUUUCCGGGAUUUGCCUCAGAAAUGAUGAUGAGUUGAAUUGCCUGGCCAGGAGCAUGGCUGUAUUCUAGCAAUCUUUGUGUACUUUAACAAUCUUUGCAUGUAGCGGCGCAAAUCAUUCGGCAAACCCUUGUAUCAUGCAAUCUCAAUCCAGCCAACUUUCCACAAAUAUUGACGCCGGUUCUUUGAUUUCACUACAUUCGCAGCAACAAAGCAUGGC